Molecule: messenger RNA, 426 nt
Organism: Strongylus vulgaris
Lineage: Eukaryota; Metazoa; Nematoda; Chromadorea; Rhabditida; Strongylidae
Source: the annotation of a GenBank genome assembly
AUGGGCGUCGAACGAUUUAUUCACAUGUCUGCUCUUGGUGCAACAGAAAAUCCACCGAAAGGACACUACGUGAAGCAGUCGAACUUUCUUCGCAGCAAGGCUCUGGGCGAGCUGGCUGUUAGAGACGAAUUUCCUUCUGCCACUAUCGUUCGCCCCUCCCUAAUAUAUGGAGAGCUUGAUGGCUUUAUUGCGUAUUAUGUUAGCAGAUACAGGAAGACUCCACUGGAUUUGGUAUAUUUGUAUAAAAAAGGAGAGCAUACGUACAAAAUGCCAAUCUGGGGAGGGGAUGUUGCAGCAGGGCUUGCUGCUAUUGUGAGAGAUCCAACCUCAGCAGGACAAAUAUACGAAUUCGUCGGCCCUCACUGCUACCAGCUGAGCGAGUUGAUGGAUUUCAUGUAUAGAAAGGCUCACUGCAUCAGCGAAUUU